CUGUAGUUGCUGCUGAGUAUAUUGUAAAUUAACUUAAAGUUCCCACCCAAGAAGUGUCUGCAGAUUAACUCCAUCAUUAUUAGCACAUCUUGGCCAUCCUAUAACAGGGAAAAAAGAAAAGGGACCAGGAAUAGAAGCAGCGAGGGCAUGGAAAUUACCUCAACAGUGUUUUGAUACUGAGCAGGGGGCCCAAGUUCAUGCAAGACUAGCACCACUUAAAAUGGACUAGUAGUACUUAAAGCCAGAUUACAAGUCUUGAAGGGAGGGUGUAUUUUGGCUGCAUCAGGAGGACCAAACUGAGGAGGAUCUGCGAUGAUGCAGAAGCAAAAUGGUAUGAUCAAAAGAUGAAGACUGUCGGCAUGGACUCUGUUCUUUGAUUUUUCACAUGGCCUCGUUUUUGUUCCUGGUUGAGGGAACUGGAAUACAGCAUCUACAAAGUACCUCCUAAAAACAGCAGGAGGUGAUCCCCUGGUUUAUAUAAUUCAAUUUACACAGUUCUGUCUAAUUAGAUAGUAUUCUACUUCAGUAGAUCUGUUUGGUUGCAUCAGCUAUGCAAAACAUCACCAAGGUCCCAGAUAGAAAUGCACAUAAACAUCCUGAAUUCUUCGUGGCUGUCAAAAACUAAAAUUGCAGAAUGAUUACUGUGUACAGAAGAAGAAAACGCCAGCUUCUAAAACUAAUUUUUAUUUGUUUUUUCUUUUCCCUUGUCCCAAUUUAUCGGGAGCAACUGGAUGCAAAUGUCAUUAGUCACGUGAAAUCUUAUUCAUACAGAUAUCUCAUUAAUAGAUACAGUUUUUUGAAUGAUAGCCUGACUCUGACCAAGGAGACAGCAGCUAGUCUUCACAGUUACCAGUACUUGAUAACCCAUGCAAACAAAUGCCAGGAUCAGGAUGUGUUGCUGCUUCUGUUUGUGAAGACUUCUCCUGAAAACCGUCCUCGGCGGGAUGCUAUUCGUCAGACGUGGGGCAAUGAACGCUAUAUAAAUUCAGAGUUAAAAGCCACUAUAAAAGUAAUUUUUGUUUUAGGUGUACAUAAAGAACUCUCCCAGAGAGAUCUUGUACAGAGUAGGUUACUAAUGGAAGAUCAACAACAUUUUGACCUUAUCCAACAGGAUUUCUAUGAUGACUUUCACAAUCUUACAUUGAAACUAAUCUUCCAGUUCAAGUGGGCAAAUACUUUCUGUCAAAAUGCUAAAUUUGUCAUGUCAGCUGAUGAUGAUGUUUUUGUGCACACUCCAAAUCUAGUAAACUACCUGUUGCAGCUGGAUAAAGGGAUAAGUAAUUUCUGGAUUGGUCGAGUACACAGAGGUGCACCCCCUAUAAGGAACAAAGAAAGCAAAUACUAUGUUUCGUAUGACAUGUAUCGGUGGCCUGCUUAUCCUGAUUAUACUGCAGGUGCUGCAUACGUUGUUUCCCAGGAUGUGGCAGUGAAAGUUUAUGAGGCCUUAAUGACCCUGAACAGCAGUCUUUAUAUUGAUGAUGUUUUUAUGGGUAUAUGUGCCAAAAAAAUGGGAGUAGCACCACAACAACAUAUUUUUUUUGCUGGUGAAGGGAAGGCCCCUUACCAUCCAUGUAUUUAUAAUGAAAUGAUGACCUCUCAUGGCCACGUGAAAGAUAUCCACCAUUUGUGGCGGGAGGCUACACAUGCAAAAGUGACUUCUCUCACUUCUGGAUUUUGGGGACAACUUUAUUGUCGACUGGUCAAAGUAUUUCUUCUCUGCAAACCAUACUUUGUGGACACAUAUCCCUGUAUUGCUGCAUUUUCCUAGUGUAGUAGCUACAUUGAAAAAUAACUACACUGGGCUUUUUUGGGGAUGGGGGGGAAGCUGACAGUAAAUACACCUCAAAAGGAGCAGUUGUCAUGUUAGACACAGUUGACCUGUAACUACUCUUGCCAGAGUGAUUUUUGUCUAUCCAUAAACUUUGAAAAAUAAAUUUUAGGUAUAUGGCACUGAGUAUAUACAGGUUUUACAAAGUAGCAAACAAAAAGAUUAAAGACUGGUGAAUAAUAUGUGCUACCAGUGAGUGGUAUUUUUUCCAGAAGCUGUCUGAAAAGGUCUAGUUGGGAAAAAUGGUGAGCAGCGAACAAAUGGAGGGAGAUUUAAAGGCAUUAUUUGACCAUCCCCGAUUAUUCCGCCAUGAAGCAUUUCCCCAACUAGCCUGUCAAGUAUAAAUUAUAAAUUGUACACAGUACUUUUUUACUGAUGAUGAGCAGAAUUUAAUUCUGCUGCAUAACAGCACCAGAUUUGGUCAGAGUAAAACUAGGCCUUCUCAGGUUACAUUUUGUGGUUAGUGACCAAUAACUAUUGCAUUAACUUGAUUGAAAUAUCCAGGUUGCAAAUAUUAAGUAACUAUUUUUCAUGCAUGACGACUAAACUUUUUUUUUUUGGAGGAUAGUUUACGUAGUUGAAAUUUUACUACAUUCUUUCAGCUCUAACACUGAUUAUACAUUUUUAUUCCUCCUGAAAUUAAAAAUUCUGAAUGUAUGGACUUAAUUGGUAAACAGGCCUCUAUACUUGGUUAAAUCUUUACUUAAAAUACUUACAAGAUAUACUAGCUAGAUACUAUGUUUAAACCAGUUACACAAUGUAUGCAAACCAGUUUUGAUUCAUUGAGGCAUAGUGGGACAUGCAUGUGCCAAGUUCUAAAUGUUGUAUGUGAUUGUUGCUUUGAUAUCCACAUGCAGUAAAAUGAUAGCUUUUUAAGCCAAUGGUUUGUAUGGAAAGACCAAAUUGGAAUUGUUUCAAUUGCAAAACCAAGUUAUUUCUAUGAAGAAGUCAAAAGACUGAAGAGAAGUGUACUGCAAUCUCUGCAGCUUUGUCUUCCCACUAUAUUGUUAUUUUCGUGAAGAGAUGGGCAGCCUGGGUCACUAACUACUUGACUGUCAUCAUGGCAGAAAGGUUGCAAUUUGAAGUGCAGUCAAUUUUUGUGUCUGUGAAGAGGAGAGUUUGCAUAUUGCAAAUAAUGAACAUCCAAAAGAUGUAAAUUUCUAAACUUUCAGAUUAGAUAUGGAAGUUGUUGAACAGCUGAGUUAUAUUGUCUUGCCUCCGACAUAGUUUACAGGAUAUUGAGGAUUUAAGUUUUAAAACAUUUCACUUUAUAGAAAAACUCACCAACUUUUUGUAUACAAUCUUCUAUUUAUGCAUGCCUUACACUCUGUAGAUGAAGGUUUCCUAGUCGUAACCUGAUUAAACAGAUUCUUUUUGCAUGCAUUGUACUGAUAAACAUGAAUCAAGUGUUCACUGUGGUGGUGACAAAACCUAAUUUAUACCCUCAAAUACAUAAAAACACCAUUUCUAAUAAUCAAUCUGUGCUUCUAAAAGUCUCUGAUAUCGUAAAUAUCUAAUAUCCUAACACCCUACUCAUUUACUUAUCUCAAUUCUAAACAACCGCCAAGCUUGUUUCACACCCUAAGUUAUUUGGUAAAUUCAAGUGGCUCCAAUUAGCAAAACCUAUAAAUGUCUCUGUCAUCAAGUGGUCCUAGUCAUUUAAGUAAAUCCUUUGUUUUGUAACCCAUCCUCAUGGUUAACACCUUUUUCUCCCUUUAAUUUGAAUAAGAAGUUCAGGAAGAGAGUAACAAUUUGCUCUUUAAAAAAUUGAAUCCACAUGGCUGUAAACUCUGCUCUGUACACUCCAAACUGCCUACCAGCAUAACUACAUAGUCUCCCAAGUUUUAAAAAGUUGAAUGGAUAGUGCAGUGCCUCUAGUUUUUCCUGUCCUCCACCUCACACCAACCGAGUCUUUUUAAUUUUGUCAAACCCUCUUUCUUUUCCAUCUCUUUUAUCAUCUCCCUAACAAACUUUGCUUUCGUUUAGAUUAGAAGUCACAUUGCAUUACCUCCCAUUUCCCCUCCACAUUUAAAUUAUAAGACUGAAUUUUGAAAAUAAAGUUUGAAAUGAACCAAGCACUACUAUAACAAAAAAUAAUUCAAGUUUUAUGAGCCUUCGAAAUGUUUGAAUUUACCAUGAAAAUCAAUGAUGCUGGACCUAGGAGUAGAAUAAAAGUCAUCAUGCCUUUCAAUAGCACUCUAUUCUGGGACUUUUAGAUAUUGUUGACAAAUUCUAUGUCAUAAGCAUUGAUUUUCCAGCAAGCCUAUGGGGUGAAGUCACCUUGAUAAGUAAAAUGCUGUUCAAGUGCUAAACUAUUUUUUAAAUGACUGAUUGGCCUGCAAUGCUCAAGUGAGGUUAGGUGGCAUGUAACCAGUUGUCUUGAGCCUGAUGGUGUUUUCUAAUCCCCCAGUAGCUUUUAACUCUGCAUGUGUUUCACAUUUGACUUGCUAAAUUAGACUGUUUCUGCAAAGCUACUUAAUAUAAACUGUUUUAUCGUGGUCUUUGUUUUCACUCCAGGAGAUCAGCUCUUGGUAUUCACACUGCUGCAUCUGGCUUUUUAUCCCAGCAGCAAACUCCUACACCCACGGGAGGAGGAAAACUGGUCUACUGUGUGGAUAAAAGCAGAAUUUGGCAGUGUAAACACUUGGAACUGGUUCCUGGCUUCAAAACAAGUAAAACUAGUUUGUGGUUGAGAUUAGUUGUGUUAAAUCUCCACACAUUUCACUUGCACAUUAAUUUUGCAAUGUAUGAAAACUGGGAUCAGGCAAGUGAAGUCUUGUGACACUACAUGGAUUCAGAGCAUUUGAUGAUCGGGAUUGAAUGCAAUUACAAUGGGGGCAAAGCCAGGUAAGGGAAAGGAGAGCACUUUUGAUACUAGUUGUGCAGAACUAAGGGCCUUGUCUAAAUGAUGCAGAUUGUGUCACGUGUUGGAUGCAAGUACAAACACCACCAAAUGGGAUAAUUGUUAAGUCAACAUUAGGACUUUGUGAUUUUAAAAACUAGAUGUGAUGGAUUUGGGAAUGAUAUUUAUCUUCAAACUGAUAAAUGUAAAGGUUCACUUGAAACCUGGAUGUGCUUUUUCUUAACCUCAUGAGCAGUGAAAGAGAAACUUCAUCCAUUGUUUAACAUGUAGAAUUAAAAUCUAUUUUUGCCCUAAACUUUGCCCAGUUGCACACUUAACAUCUAUGUUGUUCACAAUGGGUUAACCUGUAUGAUCUGACAACUUCUUAAUAAUAUAUUCAUUUAAAAACACUAAAGCAGAAUUGUUUAACAUUCUGUUGCAAUUUUGUAGGUUAUCCUGGCUCUUUCUGGUUUUGAUCCAUUUUGUAUGUAUCAUCUGGUUAGAGUGGUAAUGAACAGUUUUUGCUUUUUAAAUAUAGCAAUUACAUGAACACCUUGUAUAAUUGCUCUUCUCUCCUUUGCCAAGUAAUGAUUUAUUAAAUCUAGAUGUAUAAUUUUUAAGGAAAUGUAUCUAAGAUUCAUUCAAACUAAAAUCUGCUUGAUCCAUAAUAUUUUUUAAUGGUUUUAUUGUAAAUUAUUCUUGGGACUGGGUGGAGCAAGAGUUUACAAUUACUGCCUUUUUAUUGGGCAGACUUUACCCAGUUACCGCAUAGUGGCUCACUCCAACAAAAUGACCAGUAGUUAUUUACAAAUUGACACUUUCACAGAAUAAAAGUUAGAUGGCAUAAUAUGUGCCAAAAUAUACAUUGGUUAGUGAGGGGUGCACUUUAGCUUUUUUGAAUUGGACAAAUUAGAGACACUUAAGUUUUGCAUCUGAACUAAGCUUUGUCAUACCUGCUCAGUGAGUGCUUAAUGCUACCAGAGGUGGAAAAUGUUUGAUUCUUCAUUACUGGUAUCCUUUCAAUGCAAAACAAUUCACUUCUGAUUUUCUUUUCUCUGGGUUUAGAAAAAAAUGAAUCUGUAUUAUCAGAAGCGCUGGGUCUGUUAUUGCUGAUAACCAAUGGCUAGCCAGCAUUUUAAUACAGUCCUUUUUUCAAAUAUUCAAGGUAAGUAGAACUCCCUUGAAUAAGGCAACUUUUUUCUGUAUUUACACGUGGACAUGUGCUACAGUAUAAUGGGAACAGCAUAUCACGUGAAAUGAUUUUGCUACUUGUGCAAAAGGGCCCAUGGGUAAUUUAAAAUGGAACGUAUCAGCCAAGAACAAAAUUAGUACCUUUAAAUAGUUUAGAAAAACCUCUCCAAUUAUAAUAAAUUCUGAUUUUGUACCUACUUGAAUUUUUAACAAUUAAGUCUAACAAGAACCAUUUAAAUUUAACAAGUGGCAAUUUUAGCACUUCCAAAAAAAAUUCCCACAAAUAUUGACAUUUUUAAACCAUUGAUCCUAUUUUCCUAAAAAUACUUAAAUUUUAUUACCUUUAAAUUUACUGGCUGUAUAUAAAUUCCUUUAGGAUAUGUUACUAGCAAAGGAUUAUGGCUACUCGUGCUGUUGGCAGUUAAUCACUAACCUGGGAGGGAUAAAAGGCUGCAGUCAACUUGGGAGAAUUUCUUUCACCUCUAUUUUAGUAUUUGUGACCUACCUCGCAAAAGCUGUUUUCAGGGAUAAUUCAGACUAUUCAGCUCAAUAAAUUGAACAGUUUUUGUUUUUGAAGCCAAAGUAGUUUUUGCAGUAGCACAGAAGUGGUCUGAAAUGCAGUGAGACUAGAGAUAUUUGUAUGAAAAGUGUACUUCACCAGAAUUUUUACUCCAUUGUAAACCUUCUAGAUGUAUUUAAAGUGAAAUGAAAUGGUUUGAUGUUUUGUUAUAUACUUUUGUUUCAAGCCUCAUGCCAGUUUUGCACUUGUUUGUUUUCUAGCUCCUUAGGAAAAUUUAUUUUUGUAUGUUGAAAUUUUCAAAUUUUUUUUUUCUGGAUGUUUAGUUUGUCUGAAAAAAAUAAAGUUGUAUGAAGUAUGAAA
Messenger RNA from Carcharodon carcharias (great white shark), 6741 nucleotides. RefSeq names its product UDP-GlcNAc:betaGal beta-1,3-N-acetylglucosaminyltransferase 5a (gene b3gnt5a). NCBI's taxonomy places the organism in Eukaryota, Metazoa, Chordata, Chondrichthyes, Lamniformes, Lamnidae. The transcript is spliced from 2 exons. Gene Ontology annotation, cellular component: membrane. The record is from RefSeq and is a predicted model, not a curated record. Gene Ontology annotation, biological process: brain development. The coding region runs from base 635 to 1768 and encodes 377 amino acids.